Messenger RNA from Fomitopsis serialis, 612 nucleotides. RefSeq lists its product as uncharacterized. The transcript has a single exon. The annotation marks the transcript as partial. The record is from RefSeq and is a predicted model, not a curated record. NCBI's taxonomy places the organism in Eukaryota, Fungi, Basidiomycota, Agaricomycetes, Polyporales, Fomitopsidaceae.
CUUGACUGGACGAUACGGCGCGGGACACGAGCUGGACAGAAGUACCCUCCGGAGCACGAGGAGGUGUGCCGGAAGUUCAUUCUGAGAGUCGCUAGUGUCGUUCGUGAUGAGGAUGUCCCAGCGUCCUGCAUCGUGAACUGCGAUCAGACAGGGAAGACGUACGCAUCGGGGAACAAGGUCACCUAUGCUCCUGUUGGCUCCAAACAGGUCGCCAUAGUCGGCGCAGAAGAGAAGCGUGCCUUCACAAUCGUAGUUGGCGUCUCGGCAAGUGGCAAGGCCUUGCCUUUUCAAGCAGUGUAUCAAGGCUCGUCGAAGGUGUCGUUGCCGCAAGGUACUCCAGGUUGCAACGAGGCGAAGGAACUAGGUAUCCGCUUUGAAAACUCCAAAACGAAGACUUACUGGUCGACCUUGGACACAAUGUGUACGUAUGUCAGGGAUGUUCUUGUUCCCUAUCUUGAGGAGCAACGAGCCCUUCUUGGACGUCCAGAUCAACAGUGCAUCUGGAUCAUAGAUGUCUGGUCAGUCCACAGAUCGAAGGCAUUCCGGGGAUGGAUGAAGCGGUACUAUGUCUGGAUCAUAGUCAUCUUCAUACCCGGAGGCUGCACGGGUCUC